Molecule: messenger RNA, 1335 nt
Organism: Neoarthrinium moseri
Lineage: Eukaryota; Fungi; Ascomycota; Sordariomycetes; Amphisphaeriales; Apiosporaceae
Exons: 2
Coding region: 1-1335 (444 amino acids)
Source: RefSeq, a predicted model, not a curated record
AUGCAUCCCGCUGACUUUGAAACUGCUGGAACUGGUGGAGGGGAUGCAAAUUCGUCCUUCGGCCACGCGAUGCGUAACAAACACUUCUUCUUCGCACCGAGCUACCGACCCCUUAACCAUGGUUCCUUCGGAGUCUUCCCGCGCAUGGUUCAAGAAUAUCAGCAACGACUGCAACUUGAGAGUGAAGCCCGCCCCGAUACAUUCAUACGUUACACGUAUCCGGCACUGCUAAAGGAAGCUCGCGCAUCAAUAGCGCCCCUACUCGGAGCAAGCACCGACGAGGUGGUUUUCGUCCAAAAUGCGACGUCAGGCGUCAAUACGGUGCUAGGAAAUCUCAUAUUCAAGCCGGGCGAUGUCAUACUGCAUUUCAGCACCAUCUAUGGAGCUUGCCUGAAGACAAUACAAUACCUCGGAUCCAAUAACCCCGUGGAGUCAUACCAGAUAGACAUCGAGUACCCAAUGGAAGACGAGGAGAUCGUACAAGUCUUUCUAGACUCUGCCCAGAGAGUUCGGUCGCAGGGGAAAACGCCAGUGGUAGCCAUGUUCGACAGCGUGUUGACAUUUCCUGGGGCUCGUUUCCCAUGGGAGAAGCUGGUAGACAUUUGCCGCAAGCUCGGUGUAAUGAGUCUGGUUGAUGGUGCACAUGGUAUUGGUCACAUUGAUUUGACACAUCUCGGCCGAGUUGGACCGGACUUCUUCAUCAGCAACUGCUACAAAUGGCUUAUGGUUCCUCGUGGAUGUGCGGUCAUAUACGUGCCUUUUCGCAAUCAACACUUGAUACAGACAACCUGCCCCACGUCCUGGGGAUUUCAGACCACGAUUGAUCGUGCAAAGCUGAACAAAUCUGAGUAUUUCGUGAAACUUUUUGAGAAAAUCUCAACCACCGACAACACGCCUUACCUAUGUGUGCCAAUUGCGUUACAGUUCAGGAAGAGCCACUGCGGCGGGGAGUCUACAGUAAUGUCAUAUUGCACCAAGAUUGCGAAGGACGGAGGCCGCAAAAUGGCUGAGAUUAUGGGAACGGAGACUCUUACUAAUGUAACAGGCAGCCUACAACAAUGCUGCUUUGUAAAUGUACGACUACCAGUCACCCUUGCCGACCUCGAUGCGCCAGAUUCGAAGGGGUUGCAUAUCGCAAAAUGGAUGCAAGAGAAGACGCCAGCAGAGUACGAGACUUAUAUACCAAUCAAAUUCUACAAGGGUGGAUUCUGGUGCCGCAUCAGCGGCCAGAUCUACUUAACGAUAGACGACUUUGAAUGGGCAGCAGAAACAUUGAUGGACCUAUGCAAGAGAGUGAAAGGAGGAGAGUGGAAAACGGUAUCCAACAUGGGGUAG